Molecule: messenger RNA, 1947 nt
Organism: Lodderomyces oxycetoniae
Lineage: Eukaryota; Fungi; Ascomycota; Pichiomycetes; Serinales; Debaryomycetaceae
Gene: HGT3
Product: Hgt3p
Exons: 1
Coding region: 1-1947 (648 amino acids)
Biological process (GO): carbohydrate transport; transmembrane transport
Cellular component (GO): membrane
Molecular function (GO): carbohydrate:proton symporter activity
Source: RefSeq, a predicted model, not a curated record
AUGGAACCAGAGCCAGAACCAGAGCAACAUGUGCACAUUAAGGAGACUUUCCUAGUUGGUAAAGCUUUGUUAAACUUUACUUCCAUCUUUGUUUCGCUUGGGGUUUUCUUAUUUGGGUUUGAGCAAGGUUUAAUGUCAUCAUUGAUCACCAAUAACUAUUUCAAAUAUUAUUAUCACGAUCCGUCACCUGCAGCUAUUGGUAUAAUGAUUGCAAUUUUGGAAAUUGGUGCGUUAUUUUCUUCAUUUGUAGCAGGUAGGGUGGGGGAUUUUGUUGGUAGGAAAAGGACUAUUAGAUAUGGUUCAUUUAUUUUUGUAGUUGGGGCAUUAAUUCAAGCUUUGUCACCGAAUAUUUGGGUUCUAAGUGGUGGAAGGUUUGUUGGAGGUAUAGCUAUUGGGUUCUUAACUACAAUUGUACCUAUUUAUCAAUCGGAAAUAAGCCCUCCUUCAGAUCGUGGAUUUUACGCUUGUGCUGAAUUCACUGGUAACAUAGUUGGCUAUGCUGCUAGUAUUUGGGUGGAUUAUGCAUUCUCCUUCUUGGAUAAUCACUAUAGUUGGAAAAGUCCACUUUUUGUCCAGUUUGGAAUGGGUAUAUUGUUAUGGCUGGGAACUUUUAUUAUUGUUGAAACUCCCCGGUGGUUAUUGAACCAUGAUCAUGAUCUCGAAGGUAUGAUUGUUAUUGCAGAUAUGUAUGCUGAUGGGAAUGUAGAGGAUGAACACGCCAAAAGUGAGUACAGAAAUAUCAAGGAAGGAGUAUUAAUUGAUCGUAUCGAAGGUGGAGAAAGAUCUUACCAAUAUUUGUUCAAACGUUAUGCAAAGAGAUUGUCAGUUGCUUGUUUUGGCUUGAUGUUUUCCCAAUUGAAUGGUAUCAACUUGAUCUCUUAUUAUGCCCCAAUGAUUUUCGAAAGUGCAGGCUGGGUAGGAAGAAAAGCUAUAUUCAUGACGGGAGUCAAUUCAAUAGUUUACGUAUUAAGUACGAUUCCUCCAUGGUAUCUUGUUGAUUCAUGGGGUAGAAAGCCGUUGUUGAUGUCUGGUGCAUUAUUGAUGGGUAGUACCUUAUACUUGGCAGGCUGGUCCCUCCAUUUAAACAAUAAUUAUACUGCAAUUACGGUGGUUACAUGUAUCAUAAUAGCCAAUGCUGCAUUUGGUUAUUCAUGGGGUGGUAUUGGCUGGCUACUACCAGCAGAGAUCUUACCAUUACCAGUAAGAUCCAAAGGUGCAGCAAUCGCAACUGCAACUAAUUGGUUUUCAAAUUUCAUUGUUGGUUUGGCCUCACCAAUUUUAUUGGACCAAAUCAAAUGGAAAACAUACCUUAUUCCAGCAACUAGUUGUGUUGUUUCAUUUUUUGCAGUUUGGUAUUUGUUCCCAGAAACUAAAGGGUUAUCGUUAGAACAGAUGGGCUCAGUGUUUGAUGACAAGUCAUCAAUAUUUUCUUAUCAUGCCUCAGCAAGCGUUGGAGAUAACAGUGGAAGUAGUAUUUAUAGUAGUAGUGGUGCUCGUAAUUAUGGCUCUACAACGGAACGAAGAGGCUCUUCUACUGCUGCUGCUUCUGGUACUGCUACUGCUGCUGCUGCUGUUGCUGCUGCUGCUGAACCACUUGAAACCGUUCAAACAGUAGCUUCAAUGCAAAGACACCCAGCCACUAUGCGUCCUGAACUUGCCAAUAAUAUCAUUGCUGGAGCAAGUCAAACUCACAUACUACCAGUAGUAGCACCUCCCAACUUGAAGCCAACAAAGUCUGAUACUGCAUCAAUAUCUUCAUUUGAUAUACCGUCACUUGCUGACGCAAAUGCUAUUAUUCAAGAAAUAGAACCACCAUCAUUAGAAGCAAUUUUAAAAUAUAAAGCAAUCAAGCAGAGUAAACCGUCAGUUUUAGCUCAAUUUUCAAAGAAGAAGUCACUUGGAAAGAGCGAUGAAGAUAAUGAUGAUGAGGAAAAUAGAUUACUAUAG